ACAGACAGUUAGGAGACAGUGAACUCUGUGUCUGUACAAGAACCACAGUGUGUUUGAUCUUUAAACUCUCAACAUGGUUGAUGCAUUUUGUGCAACUUGGACACUGGUUGACAGCCAGAACCUUGAUGAAUUCAUGAAAGCACUGGGUGUUGAUUCUGCCAUUAGGCAAAUGGGCAAUGAUGCCAAACCCACAAUUGUCAUCAGUCAUGAGGGUGACAAAGUUGUCUUGAAGACGCUGGGCUCCGUCAUAAGCACUGAGAUUUCUUUCAAACUGGGAGAGGAGUUUGAUGAAACCACAGCAGAUGGCAGACAAGCAAAGUCCACUGUAACCUUGGAAGGAGAAAGUCUUGUUCACAUUCAGAGGUGGGACGACAAGGAGGCAAAGAUUGUUAGAGAAAUCAAGGAUGGUAAAAUGAUUAAUACCUUGACCUUUGAGGGUGUUCAGUCUGUCCGCACAUAUGAAAAGGUAUAAUGUCAAACUGAUGGAUGUUUCACUGUUACUUUGGCGUUGUGACUGUGAUUUAUCUGAAUGUUGCAGAAUGUCUCUGAGGCCUGCCUUUCUGUCAAACUGAAUGAAAUAAACACUUGAUCAAAAACUGAUUCUGUCUUAUGCAAACGCUUCAUUAUCAUUAGAUUGAUAUUGAAGUUUCCAUA
Molecule: messenger RNA, 654 nt
Organism: Ctenopharyngodon idella (grass carp)
Lineage: Eukaryota; Metazoa; Chordata; Actinopteri; Cypriniformes; Xenocyprididae
Product: fatty acid-binding protein, brain-like
Exons: 4
Coding region: 74-472 (132 amino acids)
Biological process (GO): fatty acid transport
Cellular component (GO): nucleus; cytosol
Molecular function (GO): fatty acid binding
Source: RefSeq, a predicted model, not a curated record